UUGAGCAUCUCACUGCUUCUGUUAUAUUUGUAGCCGUUAACUCUUUUCUCCCAUUCAAUUUUUAUUUUUUUUUUAAUUUACCUCUCACAUUAUAAAUUUUGAGAACACACACACACACACACACACACACACAAAUGAAAAAAAUAACCAAAACUUUUCUCCGCCCCAUUCGUUACUCCCUCGGCCCUCUCCCGCCAAAUUCAAAUCCAAAAUCCCCGCGCCUCCUCAACGGUCACCUAGACUCGGCCCUGCUCCACAUGGCUCUCCGAGGGGCGGAGGCGAAAUUCCACGACUACGACGCCGCAAUCACGGCGUGCGUCGAGCGCCGAUCGCUCCGGUACGGCCAGCGGGCCCAUGCGCACAUGAUCAAGGCGCGGUACCGCCCUUCGGCGUACCUCGCGACGCGGCUCGCGAUCUUGUACGCAAAGUGCAGGGACAUGGGCGGCGCCCGCAACGUGUUCGACGAAAUGCCCGAGAGGAGCAUCGUGGCGUGGACGGCCGUGAUCUCGGGGUAUGCACAGAUGGGUUCGCACGGUGAGGCUCUGGAGCUGUUUGUUCGGAUGCUGGCCACCGGUAUUCUGCCCAAUGAAUUUACUUUGGCCACCAUUCUCACAUCCUGUUCUGGGGCAUGCAAGCUCGACCUCGGCAGGCAAGUCCACUCUAUCGCCAUCAAAACUAAUUUCGAAUCCCACAUAUUCGUUGGGAGCUCUCUCCUUGACAUGUACGCCAAAUCCAACAAUAUCCUUGAGGCUAGAAAAGUCUUCGACUUUUUGCCAGAAAGGGAUGUUGUUUCUUGUACCGCUAUUUUAUCCGGAUAUGCCCAAUUGGGCCUUGAUGAAGAAGCCUUACAGUUAUUUAUUGAGUUAUAUAAAGAGGGGAUGCACUGUAACUAUGUUACUUUCACCAGUCUUCUGACUGCACUUUCUGGGCUUUCUGCUUUGGACUACGGGAAGCAAGUCCACAGCUUUACAUACCGACACGAAUUGCCAUUUUACGUUGUUCUAGAGAAUUCUUUGAUUGAUAUGUACUCCAAAUGCGGGAGCCUCACUUACGCGAGGAGAGUAUUCAAUAAGAUGCCGGAGAGAUCUUCGGUUAGUUGGAAUACCAUGAUUGUAGGAUAUGGUAAGCAUGGUUUAGGUGACGAGGUUAUUCAACUUUUCAAUUUGAUGCUUAGGGAAGUGAAGCCUGAUAGGGUUACAUUUAUGGCUGUUUUGUCAGGAUGCAGUCACGGUGGAUUAGUCGAUGAGGGUUUGAGCAUAUUUGAUUAUAUGAUUAAAGAAAAAGGAUUGAAACCGGAAAUUGGGCAUUAUGGGUGUGUUGUUGAUCUUCUUGGGCGGGCUGGAAGAAUAGAAAAAGCCUUAGAUUUUAUCAAAAGUAUGCCGUUUGAACCGACCGCAGCUAUGUGGGGCUCGUUACUGGGCGCAUGUAGAGUUCACAUAAACAUUCCUGCAGGAGAGUUUGUCGCUAAAAGGCUUCUGGACAUCGAGCCAGAAAAUGCCGGCAAUUAUGUGAUCCUUUCUAAUAUCUAUGCUUCUGCUUCAAGGUGGCAAGAUGUAGUAGAUGUCCGGAAGCUUAUGAUGGAGAAGGCAGUAAUAAAAGAACCAGGAAGAAGCUGGAUAAACCUAGAUAAAGUUAUUCACACCUUUUAUUCCAGCGAUCGAUUCCAUCCCAAGAAGGGAGAAAUUGAAGCUAAGAUUAAGGAAAUAUAUGCGAAGAUCAAAGAAGCAGGUUUUGUUCCUGACCUGAGCUGUGUAUUGCAUGAUGUGGAUGACGAGCAGAAAGAGAGAAUGCUUCUCGGUCAUAGUGAGAAGUUGGCGAUAACAUUCGGGUUAAUGGGUACUCCUCGAAGUUUUAUGCUUCGGAUCACAAAGAACCUUCGUGUUUGUGUCGAUUGCCAUAACUUUGCAAAAUUUGUCUCCAUGGUGUACGAAAGGGAAAUUUCUUUAAGGGAUAGCAACCGCUUCCAUCUUUUCGUAAAAGGGGCUUGUUCUUGUGGAGAUUACUGGUGAAUGAGCUAAGGGCCUGCUUUCUCCAGCUGGAGCUUCUACAAAGUACUGUCAUUCAAAGUUGCCCCAACAGCUUCCUGCAAAAGCCUUUCACAUCAGAGCUGCUGGUUUCGGAGCCAAGAGGUUUAUUCAGCAUCCUAUCAUGUCAAAAUCUUUCAUAUUUUUUGUAGUUGAGAAGUUGCUUUGCAUAUCAUCAGGUGGAAUCAGUAGCAAGUCUCCUAGAUGCAACGUUGAAAUGAAGAGCAUCAUAAUGAGUUGCGAGAGUUUGCAUUUCUUGGCGUAAAGGCUAAUGAAAAGGAUGAAAACCAAGUGAUCAUAAAGCAAGCGGUCUCCACAAUUUUUGCUGGAACUAAUCGGACAAAGAAGACUGCGAAAGCUGCAUCCAUAUCGAUAGAUUUGAGCUAUCAGUGGCCAUCAUUAUUUCGUUCACACUGUUACUGAAAAUGGUACAAUUUCAUCCAUGAAGCAAGUUGUGGGCAUUUCAGAAUCGUUUGCGGCCAAUUUUACAUGGAAAGAGAUUUCACAAUCCAGCCAUUUCAUUUUCUUCAGGAGUUAAUGAUCCCGAAAAUAUACUUCUUGGCAAGUUCUGCAGAGUGCAGGUUAGGAUCCAUUUUCAGAAAUCUGCGGAGUACACUGAUUCAAGAAAUGUUUUCAGAGGUAAAGAAUGUUCCAAGAAGAAAUACUUAGUACCCCCUUAGUCUGGCUUCUGAAACAGCUUCUCUACUCAAUAAAGCAGAAGAAUCCGGAUGUUUUGACACAAAGAAGGCCGAGAGCUUCUUGCUAUUGGCCUGCGGCAGCAAAACAAGAUGACUUUUGGGUGACAAAAGCAGAAGUUCCACUUCCAACUUCUUUUUCUUGCUGGAAUAAGAAACUUGAAGACAUUUUACUCAAGAAAAGCUUCUCAUAUUUCUUUGAACAUCUCUAUUCUGCCUCGUUCUUACUUAUACCUGAACUUAUACCUAUCACUGGAAUAGAGAGUUUUUACUUAUAUUCGAACAAAA
Ananas comosus (pineapple) is the source of this 3007-nucleotide messenger RNA. Its product is annotated as putative pentatricopeptide repeat-containing protein At3g13770, mitochondrial. Lineage: Eukaryota; Viridiplantae; Streptophyta; Magnoliopsida; Poales; Bromeliaceae. The record is from RefSeq and is a predicted model, not a curated record. The transcript is spliced from 4 exons. Gene Ontology annotation, biological process: RNA modification. Bases 135 to 2009 code for a protein of 624 amino acids. Gene Ontology annotation, molecular function: zinc ion binding; RNA binding; protein binding.